AUGUCCUCUCUUCAACGUACAAGUUUACAGAUUGAUGUGGAAGCUCGAUAUGCUAUGAUGGAUGAGAAGAAGAGGAAGAGGAUGCAGUCGAAUCGGGAAUCUGCAAAACGGUCGAGGCUGAAGAGGGAGAAACGAUUGAAAGAUUUGGUUACUGAGAUCGCCGUGUUGAAGCAACAAAUCGUGGAAAACAAUAAGGUAUACAAUGACUUGACUCAAAGGACUCAAUCACUGUUAUCAGAAACAGAUUCUUUGAAUUAUGAAAAGAUGCAAUUGGCGGAGUAUUUGAAUAGCUUGAGCUCAGUUUUCAUGAGUUCCAGGCUGAAGCAGACUGGUUGUUUAUCGAAUCAGCCAUGGCAAGUUGACGGUCCAAAGCAGCCUUCAAUAACAACUGGGAUGUCCAUGUCUUAG
Pistacia vera is the source of this 408-nucleotide messenger RNA. Its product is annotated as bZIP transcription factor 53-like. Gene Ontology annotation, cellular component: nucleus. Lineage: Eukaryota; Viridiplantae; Streptophyta; Magnoliopsida; Sapindales; Anacardiaceae. The coding region runs from base 1 to 408 and encodes 135 amino acids. Gene Ontology annotation, biological process: positive regulation of DNA-templated transcription. Gene Ontology annotation, molecular function: DNA-binding transcription factor activity; transcription cis-regulatory region binding. The transcript has a single exon. The record is from RefSeq and is a predicted model, not a curated record.